Messenger RNA from Nematostella vectensis (starlet sea anemone), 16132 nucleotides. RefSeq lists its product as uncharacterized. The transcript is spliced from 50 exons. Gene Ontology annotation, molecular function: protein binding. NCBI's taxonomy places the organism in Eukaryota, Metazoa, Cnidaria, Anthozoa, Actiniaria, Edwardsiidae. The record is from RefSeq and is a predicted model, not a curated record. The coding region runs from base 1 to 15519 and encodes 5172 amino acids.
AUGUCGCCUUAUUAUCUUAAGUCAAUACGAUUUUUGGGAAACACUGACUCAAACGGCACUGUGCUAAAUCACCUGAAGGAAUUAAAGGCGCGGUUCAUUUCCAUAAGACCUGAACAAUACUCGAACUUGAUCUGCCUGCGAGUGGAAAUACGAGGAUGCGAACCCUGUACUGGCGAUAUUGGGAUAAGUCACGGUCGCAUUCCUGACGGCCAGCUCUCCUCCUCUUCGGCCGCGGGACUAUGCCACGCUGCCAAGUAUGCUCGCCUGAUGAACCCAACUCGCGCGUGGUGCGCCUCCCCAGACGACCCCGCGCCGUACCUACAGAUCGACCUCUACUCUACGCACCGUGUCCGUUAUAUCGAGACCCAGGGCCAGAUAAUAAACGGCUCGGGCCUUUGGGUGGCGUCAUACUAUUUACAGUUUACCGUGGACGGCGAGAGGUGGUACAACUACACGAGAAACGGGACGUUACAGAUUUUUACUGGUAACUCGGACGGGAAAGGGAGAGUAAGAAGUACACUGCUCGUACCAAUAGUCGCGGUAUAUAUCCGCGUGCGUCCAAUCACAUGGCAAGGACAAACGGCCUGCAUGAGAUUCGAGUUAAUUGGGUGCAAAGAAUGCUCUGAGCCGCUAGGGAUGGAAAGUGGUGAGAUAGCAGACAGCGAAAUAAUAGCAAGCUCAUGGAAUACUGGUCAAAAUUAUUUGAGUGUGCGCCCAGGGCCGACAAACACUGCAUGGAUCCCUAGUAUGUAUGGGCGUCGACGUAUGUACCUAAGAGUGGACCUCGGGCCAGGCUUAGCCAUUAUCAACGGGAUUGCCACACAGGGUUACGCAACUUAUAGGGCAGUGACUUACGCUUUGUCGUAUAGUUUGGACAAAGUGCAUUGGAGGGAUCACACUGAAUAUGGACUUAAAAGGAUAUUCCAAGGCAAUACUGAGCAAUACAGCACAGUGCGUCAUAAUUUUCGUAUGAACGUCACUACGCGUUACGUUGAGCUAACAGUGAUGACCUGCUAUUUCUACUUUCCUGGCAUCAGAAUGGAGUUGUACGGUUGCAGAGUUUGUGAAAGAGCACUUGGCAUGGCAAGCAAAUCGAUUCCAGACUCUUCUAUCACGGCAUCCUCCUCCGCCUCUGGUUACAACGCUGCCGAGGGUCGUCUGUACGGACAGUCCGCCUGGUGCUCAGGAUCGAACGUGAUUGCCAAGGAGUACCUAAUGGUAGACUUGAUUACCCUAAUAACAGUGACAGGGUUCGCUAUGCAGGGCCUCGGUGUAAAUGGUCCAAGAAUUACUUCUUACAGUGUGGCAACAAAGGUUGUGUCAACAACAGAUUGGGAAUAUAUCAUGGAUUAUCACGCAGGCCAGAGAUUUGAAGGUCCAUAUGCCUCCGAGACUGUUCAUUUAGCUCGGCCAAGACGCCCUACAAUAGCUCGCUACGUCAAGUUCCUCGUCAUGGCAUUCUUCUCUAAGAUCUGCGCGCGGGUAGAAAUAUACGGAAGAGAAGUUUCUCCAUGUGAGAAUCCUUCUGACCGAGGUGCAACAGCGGAGAUUGGCAUGAGAUCAGGGAACAUCAACAGCUCCCGCAUAACGGCGUCUUCCUCCCUGGGGGCAGACUAUCAGCCACACUACGGAAGACUUGGCACUUACCUAGGCAACGGAGCUUGGUGUGCCCUCAAUCAAGAUGUUCGGCAGUAUCUUCAAGUCGACCUUGAAGUACCGUAUAGAAUCAUGGGAUUCUCAACUCAAGGAAAACACCGUAUGUCCGACGACACGAUUGGUCAUGCCUGGGUGACGUCAUACAAUGUGGCAAUCAGCUCACACGGUUAUAUUUGGAAACAUAUCCAUAAUAGCAACAAUACCACUCUGGUAUUUGCAGGCAACACCAUCUCUAACCUGACUGUUAAGCACUUGCUAGCGUCUCCUGUUGUGGGUCGUCUUGUGAGAUUCCUUCCAACAACGUGGCACAACCGCAUUUGUAUGCGGGUCGAGAUCUGUGGAUGUAAAGUUUGCGAUGAGCCCCUCGGGAUGGAAAACUCGAAAAUCAAAGCAAAUGACAUAGAAGGACACACAUGGACAAGAAAUCGGGAGCCAUAUAGAGCGCGGCUAAAUUACCGGGGCCAGUUCUGGUAUUACCAUGGAUACUCCCCUCUCUUGUAUAUACGAGUUAAACUUGGGCCAAUGGCAAAGAAAGUCACCGGAAUUGCGACUGAGGGCGAUCAUGAAAAAUGGGUUACCCUCUAUAGCAUUUCUUAUAGCCUUAAAGAAUCUUCCUGGGUGGACUACCACGAAAAUGGGAAAUUAAAGAUCUUUGAAGGAAACACGGAGAGCUUUUCAGUGGUGAAGCACAUUUUUGCAAACCCCUUUAAGGCAAAAUAUUUCAAAGUCAAUAUCAAAGGAACCUUUGGAUCUUUGGCGUUUAGAAUGGAAAUCUAUGGCUGCAGAGCAUGCUUCGACCCGAUCGGUCUGGAAAACGAACAAAACUUCCCAGAUUUAGUGUUUGACGCAAGCAGUUCCGACGCGAUCGGUGGCUACCAUCCGUAUAUGGCGAGGCUGGGUACGCAUGCGCACAAUAAAUCUUGGUGCGCGGCAAAGGCGGGUUCAUCAGAAUGGCUGAGUGUCAGUCUUCCACGUCCUUAUCCUAUCACAGGCUUGGCUGUUAAAGGCAAUGAGGACACUGAUGAGUGGAUCAAAAUUGUCAAAAUCAAGUACACCGACGACAACAUUCAUUGGUACUAUCAUAAGGAGAUAAACAAUGAGCAAUUUACAAGCAACGAAGAUAGCACAGCAAUCAAAUUUAUCUACUUCAGUGAAGCAAUAGUCGUGAAAAGGCUCUUUAUCUUCACAUUCUCGUGGAAGGGCAACCGGGGCUGUCUGAAACUAGAACUUUACACAUGCAAUCAAGAUUGCAUGGAUGAAAUUCCUCUAUAUAAGUACGGCCCCAAAACGACAGAGAUGACGGCCUCCAGCUACUUCGGGCCAGGCUUUGAGCCAUACCUCGGCUCUUUGCGUCACGCAAGUGAACUGAAGGGCUGGUGUGCAGGCUCGGACAUGGGCCAGCAGUUUUUGCAAUACAGCUUCAAGGUAGCCAAUAAGAUAACAGGGAUCAGUACUGAAGGACAGAUUACAUCACCGCGCGAUGGCAAUGCAUCAUGGGUGAGCCGGUACAGGGUUGAGUAUAGUCUGGAUGGGAGAACAUGGAGUAACUACACGGAGCGAGGACAAGUUAAGGUAUUCGAAACUGUGUAUGGGAACUCUGUGUUUGUACCUAACAGCGAAGUCACGGCACGCUACGUUAAAAUAGUUCCCAUGACAUGGACCGCCUUGAUUUGCUUGAAAGCAGUAGUCUAUGGCUGUGCAGAGUGUUCCGCUGCUCUUGGUAUGGAAAGUCACGAGAUUUCGAAUAUCAAAUCGUCCAGUUGGCAAUCAUACCAGGGACCUAGCGAGGGAAGACUACACUUCACAGGGGGCUUUACGGCUUCGCAGGCAGGCUUCAAUACACAAGUAUACUUACAAGUCUAUAUUAACCACGGAAGGAGGCGAAAGGUGACCGCCGUCGCCGUCCAACCCACCUACCUUGCAAAUAGUUGGGUCUAUAGUUACUACAUAUCCUAUAGCCCGCGUGGAAAGCAUUGGUAUGACUACGCGGAAGGUGGGAGAACCAGAAUAUUUAGUGGCUUUCGGGACAGAUCCACUGCUGUCAAGUCUGUAUUUGCUCGGCCAGUCAUAUUAAGAGUUAUUCGAUUCAACCCUAUAACGUGGUCAGUAAAUCCUGCUCUUCGAGUGGAGCUUUACGGGUGUAAAGUUUGCGAGUCUCCCCUUGGGAUGCAGUCGGGCGCAAUCCCCAACUCGUCCAUCACCGCCACAGGCUUUAUGGCGGGACACGAGCCUGGGAAAGGGAGACUGGGCUCGACCUCCAUGUGGUGUGCCGGAAGUGUUUUUCCGAAUCGAGAAAGGUCGUACUUACAGAUUGAUCUGAGUCAGCUGACUGAGAUUACAGCCAUCGAGACCCAGGGGGACAUCGGCACUGGAAAGCGAGUUCAAAGGGUGUAUCUCUCACACAGCAAAGACGGGAUGUGGUGGGAAUUCUACCAUGAUAGUGGUCCAGACUUAAAGUGGUUCAACGUGAACUGGCAUGGCCCAGAGGCAACGAUGAUAGAGCUAAGAAGUGGAUUUGCUACUCGUUAUCUCAGAAUCCUCCCGAGCCACUGGAAUAUCGACGCAUGUAUGAGGGUUGAGCUCAGAGGCUGUCCAGUUGUUGCCAAUUGCAAGCAACCCCUUGUUGAGACUUCUAGAGUCGGCAAUCAAUCUAUGGCAGCAUCAAGCUGGCUUGGACCAGAAUUCAAACCAUGGUUUGGUCGGCUCAACUCCAACAUGGGGGGUGGGGCCUGGUGUGCACGUCAUAACAACGUGACGCAAUAUCUUCAAGUCAGCCUGCCGUCGUUGCACAGCAUUUCAGAGGUUGUAAUUCAAGGGAAGGGAAGAGACCAGGAGGCCUGGGUCACGCACGUGAAGGUGGAAUACAGUCAAGGAGAUGACGUAUGGGCUGUUCACGAAGAAAAUGACACUAACGUGUUCAGUGGCUGCAGUGACGGACACACAGCAUCUGUCAUCGCAUUCUCACUUCCAUUUUUCGCCAAGACACUUCGCAUCCGUCCUGUUCAUUGGCAACACCACAUUUGCAUAAGGAUGGAGCUAAAAGGAUGCUCAGUUACCCGAAAUGCUAUUGGAAUGGAAUCUUUUGAACAUCCCAACAACAAAAUCACCGCCUCCUCCUAUACCCGCUACCAGCUUCCAUACGAUGGCCGGCUAUACCACACAAACCACUGGCGACCAACAACAAACAAUGGCGAGGAGUUCCUACAAGUUUCCAUACACCCAUACGGAAAAAUCUUAACAGGGAUCGCUGUUCAGGGGGGAAUUUACGGCUUUGUUACUCGCUUUACCCUACAAUUCAGCAUGGACGCUAAAGAGUGGUUUCCGUACAAGGAAAACGGCCAAAUAAAGUACUUUGUGGCAAACAAAGACAAGAACGGAGUCCAGCAAAUAAACUUGUCAAUCAACCUUACCGCUGGGCACAUCAGGAUAACACCCAGGCAGUGGUUUGGCUUCUCAGCACUCCGAAUCGAGCUUUAUGGUCACGAUGGGUGCAUGAUGCUGAUCGGUGUCUCUAAUCUCCCAAAUGAAUCAUUUUCCGCGUCAAGUUCCCUUCCCGGGCAGGAGCCUUGGGAGGUGAAGCUUGAGGGAAACUCCUGGUGUCCUUCGACGUCGAGCAAUGACGAAUACCUAGACAUAGAUCUACUGCACGUAUUUGUUAUCAGUGGUUUCGGUACUAAAGGCCACCCAUCUGGUCUGAAGUGGCUGGAAUUGUUUCGUCUUGAGUAUAAAGAAACCAAAGAGAAUGGCUGGACGAGAUACGCUACCACAAGCAAUACAGCAGUAGUUGAUAUACAUAUAACGUCCGCCGAUACACGAACUUCCAGCUUAAAAACCCGUCUCUUCGAGAAACUUGAGGCAAGGUUUUUGAGAAUCUUCACUGUCCGUUACCAAGAAUACCCAUGUCUACGAGUUGAGGUGUACGGAUGCUUAGCACGAAGUUUUAAAGUGGGUCUGUCCAACUACAUGAUUCAAGACGAGGCUAUGACAGCGUCAAGCUACAUGGACCCCUACACGCGUCCAGAGAUGGCACGACUGCACACGGCCCGGGGGCAUGGUGCAUGGUGCGCGAAUAUGAGUGACAUUAGGCCAUACCUACAGAUAGACUUAAGGUCUCAAUACGACAUUGGCUUCAUCGCGAUCCAAGGCCAGAGAAACAAAGAGGCUUGGGUGGAGCAGUUCAAGAUCUCCUACCGUCAGCUAGAUCAGGACUGGAUAACAUACGAUAAGACUUUUUCAGGAAACAACGAUAGCAACUCUGUCGUGAAGCAUUCUUUUAAAGCUUCUGUGUGGGUGCAGCUGUUACGAGUCCAUCCUAUAAAAUGGAAAGUCAAAGCUUGUUUGAGACUAGAGAUCUAUGGGUCUAAAGUUGAACGAGAUGGAGCCAGUGCACUUGGAAUGGAGAACGGGAGGAUUCCAGACGCUAACAUCACUGCAGGGUUGUGGGAUGGGAACCAUCCGCCUCGUUAUGGUCGUCUUAUGGGUAGCAGUACUUGGUUUGAUAGCCGAACUAAUGAACCGCAAUAUCUUAUGGUCGAUUUGGGACUUGAUGGAGCUGUGGUAACGGCCGUUGCAUCACAAGGAUAUUACCAGCAUAACGUGCGCGAAUACAGCUUACACUUUAGUCCAGAUGGCGUCACAUGGGUGCAAUAUAUAAAAAGAGAACACAAAAAGAUUUUCGAGGGAAAUCAAGCUUUAGAUCCUGACAGAAUAGUCAAGCACACUCUUGAAAAACCGGUGCAAACUAGAUAUGUUAAAGUCAGAGUCAAAAAAAUAGCAGUACGGGAACAUUAUAAUGACGUAGCAAUGAAGCUGGAGCUCUAUGGAUCCUAUGUGUGCAAUUCAAGUAUCUUAUUUUCAAACUCAACUUAUGCGGCACCUGGUGUAAGCUAUACAAUCAAGCACUCAGUUGGGAUAUUAACCCAGAAUGCAUCACUGGCCAACAGCAUCACGUGGUGCGCAGAAUUUAACGACAGCAGACAGUUCUUGCAGCUUGAAUUCUCGCGGGAAGUGCACGUAUCUGGUAUAAACACGCGCUACUAUGGAUCAAAGACGCUGUUCUUUACUUUACACUACGCUAAGCAAAGCCAGGGCUUCACGGCCUACCGUAACCCAAGAGAUCUGGUACCAACGAUGUUCUCUUCUGGCCACCAUGGGUUGUUCAAGAGGUUUAUUGCAAAAUCUAUCAAAAUCAUUCCACUUUUCAAGGAUUCAUUAUGCUUUGAUUUUGACAUAAUGGGGUGCGAAGCCACGCACAAGUUGGGGAUGGAAAGUCAUAGGAUCAAAGAUGACUCAAUCUCCGCAAGCUCUUUCCUUUCCCGCCAAACCUUCCAUGCAGUGCAAAACAAGAUCUUCCCGGCAUCCUACGCGCGACUGGACUCGGACACAGUCUACCGCGCCUGGUGUGCUGGUGCACAGGAUACCCAACAGUACCUGCAGAUAGACCUAAAGUACACACAUCAAGUUGUUGCUAUAGUUACUCAAGGACAACAUAGGACCGGGCAUGAGUCAUGGGUGACCGAGUACUCCGUGUCAUAUUCCCAGAACAUGGAAAGCUGGGAAUGGUAUGCCGAGAAUGAAGGGACCAGGAAGUUGAAAGGAAACCAAAAUGCUCAUCGCAUAGUCACAAGAGAGUUAAGCCCUCCAAUCACAGCACGUCAUGUCAGAAUUCAUCCGAUUCUCUGGAUCGGGUCUAUUUGCAUGCGAGUGGAACCGAUUGGAAAUCCAGUGUGCUUUAGGCCUCUUGGUAUCAGCAAUGGAUUGAUCCCAGACUCUGCCAUGACAUCUGCCAACGCAACUCUUGACUUGAGUUAUGCACGCCCAUGGUAUGGUAGGCUUCAUAUCUUGAGGGAUUACGGAGCUUGGUGCGCUUCUAGCAAAGACACAAAGCGUAUGCUGCAGAUAGACCUGGGCGAGAUAAUGAUUAUCUCUGGCGUCGCAACGCAAGGAAGACAUAGUCCGUACCAGGACUACGUCACAAGUUAUUCUUUGUUGCACAGUUUUGACGGGCUGACCUGGACAAACUACACGGAAAAUGGGACGGCAAAGGCUUUUCAAGGCAACGUUGAUCAGUUCGAAGUCGUUUCUCACGCUCUCUCUACGAACAUCACUGCGCGUUUUAUCCGAUUCCAUAUUCUGACAUGGAAGAACAAGCCAUGCAUGAGAGUAGAGCUCAUCGGCUGCAAUGUACCAGCUCCUCUCGCUCAAAAUGGCGGAUACACUAACUUCACUUCCUGGUCCGAAUGCCCAGUAAGUUGCGGGGGUGGUGUUCAGAAGAGAACAAGGAGCUGCACCAAUCCUGAGCCGAGCAACAAUGGCACUGACUGCAAGCUUCUUGGACCAAGCAUCGAGACACGCACAUGCAAUAUUCAUCUUUGUCCAGCUCAAAACAUUAUAUACCCAAUGUAUAUCCCCACAGAAAGGCCAUUUGAGAUUAUUCAAGAGAAUUGCGAUGGAUCACGCUAUACGGUUUAUAGCGUGGAUAUAUCUACGACAAACACAACUGGAUGCAGUGUUAAUCACGUCUUUUCAUAUCCGGGUAUCUACAGUGUGAGAGUUGUGCGUGAAAAUCACUUGCCAACUCGACGGAUUAUAUACUCACAGAGACCUAUAUCGGGCCUGGUUUUCUUGAAUGCAAGUAAAGCCGUGGAAAUCGGGAAAGUCUUUCAAAUGUUCUGGAAGUUUGAUGUCGGCACUAUGGUAUCUGUGCAAGUUGAGUUCGGUGACAGCUCGCAGGCAUUCAAUGUUACAGCAAGCUCUAACCGGCCUUACACUGCUUUCCAUGCGUAUACCUAUAAGGACGUCGGAGUUUUCGAUAUUUCCAUACUUGCGUUCAACUACGUAAGCAAUCAGUCCAUUAAUACAACUGCUAUCAUCGAGUUUCCAAUAUCUAUUCAAAAUAUUUCGUUACUAAACCAUGGACGUUUUGAUAGAAUAUACCAGCUAGACCUGAUUAGCGUAAAUCUUACGGUCAAUGGUUCCAAUCCUCAUGUGGACUUCUUUAUGGGCAAUGGAGACAAAAUUAUUCAUCAAGAAACUUUAUUGCUAACAUACAAAUACCCUCUUCCUGGUGUGUAUACCAUUCUUGCAUCGGUAUACAAUAACGUCAGCAUAGUAAAUAUAUCAAUUGAUGCGGAGGUGAACAGAAUCAUACCCUUAUUAGAAACAAUUCUUACCAUUCACCCUACGGUACAUUUGCAAGAUACGUUGAUUUAUUUUAAUGCCUUUGCUGCCAAUCCAUAUGAGUGCGUGUGGUACUUUGGGGAUGGGAACCGAACAACAGUCUCCUCAUUACAAAAUAUUACCGUUAUUCCAUACACCUACAAAUUGGCUGGGGCAUACGAUGUAACCAUUAACUGCUCUAACAACCUCGGACGAGUGGUCACAAGGUCAUUGGCUGUUGUACAAAAGAAAAUUGAAGUCCCCCAGCUCACCAGUGACUCACCUCGUGAAAUCAACGAAACAAUGACGUUUACUUUAACAGCGUCUGAGUUCGGGACCAAUUCAUGUUAUGUGGCGGAUAUCGGAAACGGUACCGUGGUGGGUUAUGGGAAAAGUCAUUGCCUUGCUAGAUUCUCGGACGUGACAUUCGAAGAUGAAGCUGGACCGUUUAACUUUGGACACAUUUACCAGGAAGCCAAAGUGUACGUCACCAAACUGACAGCCUGGAAUUUAGUAUCAGAGUUCAUCAUUUAUGGUCGUGUAGUAGCCCUGAAGAUUCCUUGUAACUAUCCAAACACAAGUAUCACAAAUAUUGGACAUGAUGAAAGCACUUCUACAACAUUGAGUCGCUUAGUUACUUGGACUUUUAAAACGGUAACAACUAUUGACUGCAAAGCAACUCAGUUAAGAGACUAUAUGUGGACCAUUCAAAAAGUGUCGCCUAAUCCUAAAGAACCCGCAUCCGCUCUAGGCACUCGGGACAUUCUUGUUAUCAAACCUAGAACUCUAGACUAUGGCUUGUACAUAAUCAAUUUUAACGUUUCUAUGCGAAAUCAAGAAGGGAUAUAUAAAAGCGAUGAGGGAUACCUAAAGGUCGUGCCUACACCACUUGAGGCUAUCAUUAGUGGAGGAAAAAGUUUAGUGAGAGGCUUUGACACUGUCGUGACAUUCGAUUCGUCGCCUUCUUAUGAUCCGGACUAUGACGGAACUUCCGACUUUGCUUAUUACUGGUAUUGUUAUAACAAAAAUAGAACGAUUUCAGCCGAUAUCGCGACACUUUCUAAGGGACAACCACUGGAAGACUCACCAAAUUUCAGCGUUGAACGAUUUUGUAACGCAUCCUAUGCUGACCGUUUUUUGAAGGCUUCUGGUUCGGUACAGCUACAGACGGGGAGGUUAAGGAUAAACCAGACCUACGUGGUGAUACUUGUACUAAGCCGAACAAUAUUCGGAGUUGCAAGGCGUUCUUUGACGUCGCAAGAGAUGAAAGUUGUGCCGGGGAAUCCACCAGCCAUUGAAAUCAGAUGUGUCAGUAAUUGCAGAGCAAAGCUAUCACCAAGUGAAAAAUCUACCUUUGAAGGAUCAAUUGAUGAGAGUAUCAGAACAAAUCCUGUCACCUAUUCAUGGCAAUUAUUUGAAGAACAUACAAAUCAAGCAUCGUUAGUCCAAGUAAAACAUAUAAAGAAUAUUUCAGCUACAGGGACAAACCAAAAGUUCAUCGUCCUGCGUAAGGAUACCCUCAAGGGUGGUCAAACUUAUCGCCUUAUUUUGACAGGUCGUAUGUACGGAAGGGCAGAUGGGCGGUCUGAGUUUGUCUUUACCGUCAAUUUACCGCCAAGGCACGGUACUUGCGCUAUCGAUAAGGACACAGGUUAUGCUAAUAUAACAGAGUACACCUUAUCGUGCACUGGCUGGCAAGACACUGAUGUACCUCUCAACUUUGAGUUCAGUUAUCGAAGUAUGUACGGACUGGCAACAGUGGUGUAUUAUGGGGAGCGCAACACUGUAGUUACUAAGUUGCCUGUUGGAACACCUAGCACAAACUUUACCAUCGAUGUGCUCGUGAACAUAGCUGAUUGUCUAGGCUCUUUUACUACAUUCUAUCUCACAACACAGGUGUUGCUUCCCCCUGAGAAGAAAGACCAAGCAAGUAACGACAUUUUACAGAUGUUUGAGGGAGACAACAACAAGUUCAAGAAUCUUAUGAAAGACGGGAAAAUACAAGAAGUGACGCAGGAAAUAAACUCUUUGACGUCAAUACUCAAUGUCAUCGCAACAGAGACUGGGAAGAACGCCAGUGAAGAUGAAAGAUCAGCCCGACAAAAGACCAGAAGUUUGAUUAUUGACAUGCUGGUCAAGGAGGAGGCCAAGACGCUGUCUGCUAUCAAACAGAUAGGCUCGACCGUCGCCCAGACCUCUGCGAUUAAGGAAGAGGUUGAUAUCACAACACAGCUGAAGGUUCUUGAUGCUGCUGGAGCAAUGAGAGACGUCAUGCUUUCCAAGCUUAAUGAGACUGAUGUUUCAACCAAUGCUCUCGAAGACGUGGGAGUCAUCCUUGUGUUUUGUAUUGGAAACGUCAUAACGGCUGCGGGGGACUCAGCACGAGUCUACGGAGAGCCGUCUGCCAAAGACUCUGGCAAGCUUGACGCUAACCGGACGUCUACGGCAAGAGCAAUAUCGCGUAACGCAACUCUAAUGAUCAACGAAAUAUCCAUGCACCUGUUGUCAUUAAAAGUCCCCGGGGAGGAGUCUUUGCGAGUAAUCACGCCAUCUGUGGGUAUCGUGUUGAAUCGUUGCUAUCCUGAAGAUGUCGGCGAUUUACCCUUGGGUGAUGGCGAUGCGAGCGUUCACCUCCCUCGAGCAACUGCGAUGAUAGGCAAUGAUACUCUUGAAAGAAGCGGUCAUAUUGACACACAGAUGAUUCGGUUUAACGAAAACCCACACACUUACGACCAAACAGGCGAAAGUAUCAAAUCGGAAGUUGUGAGCGUGGACAUAAGAGAUGAGAACAACACCGUGCUUUACAUCUCGAAUCUAACAACGCCAAUCAACCUCUACAUCCCGCGCUCACCUCCAGAAAAUCUUGAAACUGACGAAAACAUGUUUGUUUCAAAGAAGAACGGUAGCAUGAAAUAUCAUUCGUACUUUUUGAGAGCGGAAGAUCUUCCAGUCAGUAUGCGAGUAUUCGCGGGAUCACACAGUAGCUUUGAAGUAUAUCUAAAACCAAAAGAGCGGCCUGUGGUGGGAUCAGACGACGUCAUCGUUAGACUUCCAGACUAUUCAACAUGUAAGACAAACCUUAAUACGGACAAUACAACUAGUACACUGGAAUGUGAAGCCGACCCAUAUACAUUUUUCCUGGAUGAUAGUCUGAUCACAGAGCCCGGGUUGUUUUUUAUCGGUUUGCGCCAUUUUAUGGCAGAGGAGGAGAGCAGUAAACGAAUCAGACGAGAUUGUGGGAGAAGUUCUCGAGAAAGGCGCUCGUGCUUGAUGUAUAAGGACCCACCACCGAGGCCCACGCAGACACAGGUACAAGGAGAAAGAUUAGUGACGGUUAUGCCCGUUUUUGAUGAAUCACACGACGUUAGGUACACCAUCGACAGGUUCCAAUCCUCCUGCAAGUACUGGGACACCAAAAAGGAGGUUUGGAGAACCGACGGUUGCAAGGUUGGCAAUCUGACCAAGCUCAAUAAAAUCCACUGUAUCUGUGACCAUCUCACAGCAUUUGGAGGGGGUCUGCUCGUAGCACCAAAUCCUAUUGACUUCGACAAGGUUUGGGCUGGCUUCAAGAACAUCUCCGACAAUCUUGCAGUUGUUGUGACCAUUGCUACGGGUUUUGGUCUCUACAUUGUGCUUGCACUAUGGGCGCGUAGAAAAGACAAGGGAGAUAUGGAAAAGAGCGGUUUUUCAACUGUUGAAACCGAUACACCUUUUGGAGAGCAUCUCUACGAGCUGUCCAUUCAUACGGGUUCUUGGAGAGGGUCUUCAACUACUGCCAAGGUGUUUAUCAAUAUUUUCGGUGAGCAGGGACAAAGCGGACCACUUGCCCUGAAAGAUGAAGAAAAACAGCUCUUCACAGAAGGGGCAGUCAACACCUUCGUCGUCCCCUUGAACAAAAGCCUUGGCCCACUACUCUACAUACGUAUCUGGCACGAUAUGUCUGGUUAUGACUCAUCCUGGUAUCUCAACUUUGUUAUUGCGAGAGAAAUAGAGACAAAUGCCAACUGGAUAUUUAUGUGUGACCGAUGGCUAGCCUUAGAAAAGGAUGAUGGAAUGGUGGACCGUGUUCUUUUAGUCAGCACAGAUAAAGAUUUAAAGACAUUCAAAACCUUGUUCAAUACAAAAGUAUCCACUGACCUUUUCGAUGGUCAUCUCUGGAUGUCGGUUGUGAAGAAGCCGCCAAAAAGUUCUUUUACUCGAGUGCAACGAUUGACAUGUUGUAUGUCUCUACUUUAUACAACGAUGAUGACAGGUGCGAUGUUUUAUAAUGUUGGUGGUGUGAAAGAUAACUCUACCAUAUCACUUGGACCUUUAACGUUUAGUGUUCGUCAAUUGAUGAUCGGAAUCCAAAGCAGUUUUAUCGCUCUCCCAGGAAAUAUGAUUGUUAUUCAAAUAUUUAGAAACCUAAAGCCACAGGAAGUACAAAGCGAAGUUAACAACAGCGCAAUAUCUAAAAAAGAUAAUUUAAAAAACGCCAGCGAAAAGCAAAGCAAUUCAGAAGAGGAUAAACCAAAUGGAAAGAAGGUAUGCCUGGAUGAACUGCCUCAUUGGUUAUUGUACAUUGCAUGGACAUUGUGCAUUUCUAUGACAUUAGUGUCGGCGACCAUCACUCUCUUCUACAGCAUGAUGUGGGGUAAAGAUAUUUCUAAUCAAUGGCUUUCAUCUAUGCUUGUAUCCUUCUUUCAAGACGCUUUCGUAACACAACCCAUCAAAGUCUGUGCAAUUGCGGUGUUUGUCGCCGCUGUUCUUAAAACACUGCCAAAGGAUUUCAGCGAAUUCAAGCAACGAGAUAAGAAACAUAAAUCACCAAUUGGCAGUUGCAGCAGUAUGAAGUCCCAAGAGCAAAAGGAUACGAUUGGAAAGAAAUCAGCAAUGGAUCUCCCUGACCCUGUCACGAUAGAAAAAGCAAGAAAGUUCAAAUUGAAGGAGACUCAAAUGUUUGGAAUCAUGUCAAGUAUAUCCCUGCACAUUGUUUUUCUCACGCUAUUGGUUGUUGUUGGCUACAACUCACGUGACCCUAUGUCGUAUAACCAGAUGAAAGUAAUCGAGGAUGGCAUUAGUAAAACGGUCGUCAACAUUAAAGGAUUCUGGGGAUAUGUAGGUGAUAUUGUUUUACCUUUCGCCUUCAAUGAGCGUGGCUACAACGGCUUGCCACGGCACAAGGAGGGGGUCACUGCUGAUACCAAUCUGUUUAUGAUUGGGAUGCCACGGUUUCGCCAACUGAGGGUAAAGAGAGAGAAAUGUGAACGUGAAAUCACUGCCCUGUGGUGUUACGACGCCUAUUCUGCAUUCAACGAAGAGAAAUCUUAUUUCCUUCCUGGCUGGCGCACGAGGACCAACCUGAGCUUCACAGAGUGCCCCGAACCGUGGCGUCACAAGGACUUCAUCGAGCUUAACACGGUUCCUUACUGGGGCAAUCUAGGUUGGUACGGCGGAGGUGGUUAUACUGCCGAUCUGGGAUAUAACAUCAUUCAAGCGCAAGGAAUCGUCAAAGACCUUGUUCGCAACAAUUGGUUGGAUCAGCAGACUCGCGCUACAUUUAUCGAGUUCACGGUGUUUAACGCACAAGUAAACUUGUUUAGUGUCACGACGUUUUUACUUGAGAGUUUAGGCACGGGAGGAGGGUUCUCACUUCUGAAAAUUGACACAUUCCGUCUCCACCCACAUGUUGGCUCAGGACAGACAUUGGUUAUCCUCUGUGAGCUAGCAGUUGUUGUCGUGACCAUUAUUCUUGCCUACAGCAACAUUAAGAAGAUUUACCAGACACGAAUGGAGUUCUUCAAGAUAACGUGGAACAUAGUGCAACUUGUGGUCAUAGGUCUGACGCUGUCAGCGGUUGUACUAUUCGUGAUUAGAUUAAUUGACACUCAGAGAACUAUCCUAAACUUGCAAGAAAACCCAUUUGUAUUUGUCAGCUUCCACUACGCCACUAAAUGGGCUGAACUGAACACGUACAUAGUGGCCAUCGUGAUUUUCCUAUCAACUUUACGGCUACUGUAUUUGAUGAGCUUCAAUCGUCAUAUCACCGUGUUGUACCACAGUGUGUCUAAAUCAUUGAAGAGUCUUGGUUUCUUAGCAGUGGAAUCAGUCAUCCUCUAUGGAGCAUUUGCAAUAUUCGCUUACGUGGUAUUUGGCCCUCAGCUUGAUGGAUUUGGAACAUUCAUGCAGACUUGUCAAGCACUAUUUGCGAUGAUGCUUGGGAAAGGCUACUACACUGAGCUUUCAAGAGUUGACACAAUACUAGGGCCUCUAUUUUUCUCUUUCUUUACGGUCAGUAUGAUGUUCUUCAUGUUGAACAUGUUCGUCGCUGUGCUGAUGGAGCCGUACGAGGAAGCAAAGCAGGAAUUCACCGGUGACAGAGCUGAGUUUGAAAUGGCAACGUUCAUGCUUGAUAGGUUCAAGGUGUUCAUUGGUAUCGGCAAGCCCCCUGGGGACCCAUGGCGGGACUCUUACGACCUUCUCCAUCAAUCACGUCCCAGUUAUUUGACAUUUAGCGAUCAAUUAAAACACAUGUUAAGGAAAUUAGACGAUAGUGCUUGUUGUGCGGAAGAAAUAAUAAGCCGUAUAUCUAUCAUUUCUGAUGUAAUUUCUGUCGAAUCUUUUACUUUUUCAUGGUAUCUCAACGUUGAGGUCCUUACCGAGUCAGUGUCCUCAGAAGUACUAGAUUUAUAUUUAUGCGCGCUUUUCAUGUCUGAGGAUGUAUGAAUUUGAUAGUCAGGCAAACACCUCAGAAUACACGACCGCUUCCCUUAGUCUCCCAGAGACCUUUUAAUUAUUGCAAGGUUACAGCAUUCAUCCUUUUAAGGCCAUAUCAUUCUAGUGUUUCCUAAUGGUCCAGUUUUUCAAUACUGUAAAUUACGACUUUUGAUAUCAAUGAAAACGUAGACGAUUACACUCUUUGUUUAUAAGAACGUCUAAUUUUCAGUUAAGGCUGGGGCGUUCUUAUUUAUGGAGAUUUUAAAGGCUAAAAUAUGUUCUUGUUCUUCAAAUUACACUAAUGAUCAAUAGCAAUAAUAAGGCUGUUACUUAUGAGCACAAUUUGAUUAUACAUUUUAGAACGCAUCAGGACUAAAAAAGAUUUUCCUCUAUCUGAGCCUCGGCAUUUCUAAGCAUGAUCUUUAAAUUUGGUGAAAUCUCAGGCUGGACGUUCUUAUAAAAAAACGUUCUUAUAAAAAAAAGAGUGUAUUUGCACUUACAAUUAAUACAGAACAGAACAAUAUCAGUAGGCCAUGUAGACAUCGAGCUUUACUUGUUUUAGUUUAUUAAGCACUACUUUUAUGCAGUUACUGUGUUGAAAUACAUUUUGUCAACUCAAAAA